Messenger RNA from Poecilia reticulata (guppy), 5279 nucleotides. Its product is annotated as protocadherin-8. Gene Ontology annotation, cellular component: plasma membrane. Gene Ontology annotation, molecular function: calcium ion binding. The record is from RefSeq and is a predicted model, not a curated record. Gene Ontology annotation, biological process: homophilic cell-cell adhesion. NCBI's taxonomy places the organism in Eukaryota, Metazoa, Chordata, Actinopteri, Cyprinodontiformes, Poeciliidae.
UCACGAUGGGUAAAGAACAGUGCAGGUCAUUAGGAAAGUUGUGGAGAAGUUUGUAUCCCAAACUGUGAGAAUAACUGAGGUCUGUUCAAUCAGAAUACACACACAAACUGUCCAACUAAAACUAACGCAGCAGAGCAGACCCUCAAAGUACACCAGGCCCUUUGUGAAACAUGGUGGUGGCAGCACUGUGCCAUGGGGAUGCAGGGAAAAGGUAGCUGUUUUGACUUAAUGAGACGGUUGGGAAUCCUGGAAGGAAACCCRUUAAGAGACCGCAGGUGACAUUCCAGCAUGACAACAACACUAAACAUAAAGCCGAAGCUACACUGGAAUGGUUUAACGUCAAAUCCUUCUCCUGUGCAGUCAAAGUCGAGAACUAAACCUAAAAGGAGAAAGUGCGGGAAGUUUGGAAAACUGAUGUUUCCAUCCGGUCUGACUGAACUCGGGCUGCUGAGCAAAGAAAAAUGUACAAAACUUGUCCAUCUGUCAUGUCCAAAGCUAUUGAGAGGCGCCCAGCAGCACGCCACACUUUUCAGAUUAAUCUGUGUGUAAAAAYUCCAUAUUAUUUUACUGCUGAGUUCACAAUGACGCAAAAUCCCCAAAACAGUACCGUUGCAGGUGGUGUGUCAUAAUGUGAAAAAAAAAACGGGUCAAGCGUCCGAAUACGCUUCCAAAGCAUUGUAGCCAUUUCCAUUAUUCAGCAUAUUUGWCCGGCCGAAGGGAUGAGGGCGCUCCGAGGAUGAGGUGAAAAUGAUAAAUUGUGUCGUGCGUGCUUCGAGUUUAAGGUCUCCUCCUGCUUUAGAGGUGGAGAGGUCAGUGGCGCAUCUCAAACCUCGUGGUUUCUCUUAGUGGGUUACACGGGACACGCGUGUGCGGGGAUCCAAACGGUGUUUCGGUGUAAAUCUCUUCGCRCGCCUGAAACCUCUAUUCAGAGGUAAAAAUCAGUCCCAGUCAGACACUCCUAUUCAAAUGCUUUGUCCUCUAGCUCAGGGACACUGCGCAUCUCCGUGCCUCCCCCUCCACCCAUGUGUCGGUGCGCAGACUCAUUUAACAGCCCCGAGGAACAUAAACAAGCAACGGAAACUAUGGCUGUAUUAAAUCAAGCUCUGCAUUUAGCCCACAAAUUGRGUGCCAACUUGCUCCGGACAGCCCAGGAAUCUCUAAACAGGGUUUAGAGGUCUCGCAGAAGACCCCCAUCCCCUCCCUCUCUCUCUCUGUCUUCCCCAUCUCAAAGCCCGGAUUGGUCACAGUGCGGCUCAUUUGCAUGCCUCGCCAUAUAAACCCUCCCGCAGACACUGCAGCCCGCUUGCGCUGACAGAGCAGCACACCUCCAGAAGUGAGUGAGUGAGUGAGUGAGUGAGUGAGGGAGAGAGCGGAGCGCAUCCUGAGUGCGCAUAAUCAGACAUAUGGAAUAUUUAUCACGGGCUUUGUUCUGACAAACAACCCAGGAGCGUGGACUGAAGGGAGAGGAGGACACUUUUUUAUAUUAUUAUUAUUUGACCAGGUGCGUUUUUGUUUGAACUCCUAAGUUGGACUCAGUGAGGACAGUUUUGCUGAAUUUCAGAAUAUCAAGAUGGGAGAAAGAGGGUGGAACGGGCUGCUGGUGUUUACUUGCGCCUCCGUCCUGGUCUUGGCUGCUUUUACGCAAGGAAAAACGAUGAAAUAUCAGACGUUUGAGGAGGACGCGCCGGGGACAGUGAUUGGAAACUUGGCCAAGGACGUUUACUCUACUUCGCCCUUAUCGGGAGGCUCCAGGAACAGUUUCAGGAUGAUGAAACAGUUCAACUCCUCUUUCAUCCGUCUCAGGGAGAGCGACGGGCAGCUGACGAUAGGCGAGAGGGUGGACAGGGAGCGGAUCUGCAAACACACCCUGCACUGUCUCAUCGCCUUCGACGUGGUCAGCUUCUCCAAAGAGCAGUUCAAGCUCAUCCACGUAGAGGUGGAGGUCAAGGACAUCAACGACAACUCCCCCGAGUUCCCCCGAAAGGAGUCGAGUCUGGAGAUCUCCGAGAACACGGCGGUCGGCACCCGCAUCCCGCUGGACUUUGCCGUGGACGAGGACGUCGGGGUGAACUACAUCCAGAGCUACCAGAUCUCCGUCAAYAGUCACUUUUCCAUCGAUGUGCUCAGCAGGGCCGACGGGGUUAAAUAUGCGGAGCUGGUGCUCAUGAAGGAGCUGGACAGAGAGACGCAAGCCUCUUACGCGCUGGAGCUGGUCGCCAUGGAUGGCGGCAACCCGUCCCGCAGCGGGACGACGCGUAUAAAUGUCAAGGUGAAAGACUACAACGACAACAGCCCGGUGUUCGACAGGAGCAGCUUCUCCGUGGACCUGCCCGAGGACGCGCCGGUGGGCUCCCUGCUGCUGGACCUGAACGCCGAGGACCCGGACGAAGGGCUGAACGGCGAGGUGGUGUACGGGUUCGGAAACCAGGUGCCCCCCGAAAUACGGCAACUCUUCAGGGUGGACAGGAAGACCGGGCGGCUCACUCUGGAGAGUCCCGUUGACUUUGAGAGCAAGAAUACGUACGAGUUUGACGUCCAGGCCACCGACCUGGGUCCGAACCCGAGCCCGGCCAUUUGUAAAAUCGUAGUUCAGGUGCUGGACGUGAACGACAACGCGCCGGAGAUCUCUAUCACCCCGAUGACCUCUAUCACAGCGGGGAUAGCGUACAUCACAGAGGCUGCGGCCAGAGAGAGCUUCGUGGCUCUGGUCAGCACCUCGGACAGAGACUCUGGCGCAAACGGGCAGGUGCACUGCACGCUAUACGGACACGACCACUUCAGACUGCAGCAGGCGUACGAGGACAGCUUCAUGAUAGUGAGCACCAGCCCGCUGGACCGGGAGAAGAUCCCCGAAUACAACUUAACGGUGGUGGCGGAGGAUCUGGGCUCCCCUCCUUUCAGGACCAUCACGCAGUACACCAUCAGACUGACGGAUGAGAACGACAACGCGCCGGUGUUCAGCAAGCCAGUGUACGAAGUGGCGGUGGUGGAGAACAAUGCACCCGGCGCCUACAUCACCACGGUGGUGGCGCGGGACAUGGACAUGGGGUCAAACGGGAAGGUCACUUACAAACUAGCGGACACCUAUUUCAUGGGCUCCCCGAUCUCCACCUUCGUGUCUCUGGAUCCCGCCAGCGGCUCUCUUUACGCGCUCAGGAGCUUCAACUACGAGGUGAUGAAGCAGCUGGAGCUCCGAAUUACAGCCAGCGACGGCGGCUCCCCGCCUCUGUCCGGCAGCGCCAGCGUCUACGUCCGGAUCAUCGACCAGAACGACAACGCGCCGCUCAUCUUGCAGCCACCGCUCAACAACGGCUCGGCUGAGGUCCUUCUGCCCCGGGACGCGCCCACGGGCUACAUCGUGACCCGAGUGGAGGCGCGGGACGCUGACGAGGGCAUGAACUCGGAGCUGUCGUACGGGCUCGCCACCGGGGAGCCCUCCGUGUUCUCCGUCAACAAAGUCACGGGGGAUAUCUACCUGAACCAGGUGCUCAGCCACGACGUGGACGAAACCCUGAGCGUGACCGUGACGGUGAGCGACAACGGGAGGCCCGCGCUCACCUCCACCGCCACGCUCCACUUCCUCAUCAUCGCGGGCUCCCCGCCAAGCGACAGGACGGUGUACCAGGCGGGCGGCGGGGACGAGGCGCGCUCGCAGUGGGACCUGUCUGUGGUGAUCAUCGUCGUGCUUGCGGGAAGCUGCACGCUCCUGCUGCUCGCCAUCAUCCUCAUCGCGACCACCUGCAACCGGCGCCGGCGGGACAAAAGCGGGGAGGACAGCGACUCCUACGGGGAGAAGGGCACGCUGGAGCGGGGCAGGAACCACGCGGGGGACAACCCGCUUCUGCCCCUCCACGGAGCCGCGGGGGGAGGAGUAGGAGCGGGUGCAGGAGGAGGAGGGGGAGCGGAGGUCUUUGACGGACACUCGUACAGCAGCCAGCCCGGUGCUUUCACUCCGGCUCACCCCGGGGGCAGCGACAUGUGCUCGGCCUCUGAGGACGGCAGCGAGGUGCCCUGUGUGUAUGACUCAGACAACAACAGCAAACUCCGAGGGAAUAAACACGAGGGAUACUCCACUCUGCCUGGCUAUGGGAACGGUAAAGAGGCGGUGAGGCCCAUCACCAUCUGGAAGGGCAACUCAUACACCACCAUCUCUGCCCGGGACCCCGCCUUCAGUGGAAAAGAUAGUGGCAAGGGGGACAGCGACUUCAAUGACAGUGACAGUGAUGUCAGCGGAGACACUGGCCUGAAGAAGGAUGGAGUCAUGGUUCCUCCCAUGGGGGGGCAAAAUGCUCUGUGGGCAUGCACCAGCGAGUGUAAAGUCCUGGGCCACUCGGACAGAUGCUGGAGCCCCACGGCCACCAGAGCCAACGCGGCCCCCUCUCCGGCCCCAACCCUCUCCUCCUUCAGCAGCCUGCCCAAGACGGCCUCGCUGCCCCGGGACCCCAACCGCAGGGACAACUACUACCAGGCCCACAUCCCCAAAACGGUGGGGCUGCAGAGCGUCUACGAGAAGGUCCUGCACAGCGAAUACGACUACGUCCUGGUCACCCCGCCCAGACCAGUGAGGGUGCAGGAGAUCAGCGAAGUUGCCAUCCCUGUUUACACCCCAACUCCGACGCACUGCCCCAACAACGACGUCUAGGGCAGAGUGCCGCACAAGCUCUCACGCUCUCGAUGAAAUGCACAGACUUUCCAGAGUUUUAAUUUAUGAUGCUUCAAAGCUGAGUGAGCUCACAGAAUCCUGUCCUGGCAUACAGAGCCGGUCCAAGACUGAAUGGGGCCCUGAGCAGAAUCUGAUUUGGGGUCCUCAUCAGCUGGCAUCAUUCAAAUAAUCCCUUUUAUAUCAGACAUGUUCAAAAGUUAACGCAUCAUUCAUAUAACAGAAAAGUUACCAUGAUUGUAUAGCAUAAACUGUAAAAACCAUAUAAAUACUAAAUGAUUUCAAAUAUGAUGUAUAAUAUGAUCACAAGUUUUAUUUUGCACAAUAAACUGCAGAUGUAUCACUUGUACAAGAAAACAAAACAAAAAAAUCUAAAACUUGACUUGUGCAACAGUUGUAGAGCUCUUUGCCUCCCCCUGUUGGCUCUGGAGGCCCUGAGCAGCUACACAGUUUCCUUAUGCCUUGGGUCGGCUCUUGGGUAUGUCUGUCUCUGUGCCGAGAGCCGCCUCUGAGGUCCAGUCAAUCACUUUGGGACAUUUGUUGGACAUGAAGUGUAUCAUAUGCAAGACUUGUACAUGGAGAGAUUUUUAUUUUUCUAAAAAAAAAAAAUUAAAAAAAA